This is a messenger RNA of Lodderomyces margitis, 576 nucleotides long. RefSeq lists its product as uncharacterized. The transcript has a single exon. Lineage: Eukaryota; Fungi; Ascomycota; Pichiomycetes; Serinales; Debaryomycetaceae. The coding region runs from base 1 to 576 and encodes 191 amino acids. The record is from RefSeq and is a predicted model, not a curated record.
AUGUCUCUCACCGAAGUUCCAAACAGUCUAGAGGCUCUCCGUAAAGAGCAAGAGUAUGACCCUCGCCAGAGCGAGAGGUUUCAUCUAUAUCCCAAAGACAGAAUAGAGGCACUUGCAACCACAUCAGGACUAAUUGGCCUAAUGAGUGGGUUUUACGAUGGUGUGCAAAAGGCAGCUGCACGAUACUUGCUCGAAAAUGGACACCGUCUACCCAAGACUAAAGGAGGAUGGUACUUUUACCACAAGAGGAAAAAUUACGAAAUAAUUGUUGGGGGUACAUCGGUGGGAAUCAAGCGGGGAUUGAAAUAUGGCGGUGUCGUUGGCAGCUUGUUCUUACUCGAGUAUAGUUUGGACAGUAUACGAGAACAGGUUGAUUUUAUAAAUACAACGGUGGCUGCACUUAUUGGAACAACCGUUUACACCAGGUUUCAACAUUUGAGUCGUUUGCAAACAAGAAAAAUGAUCGUGAGAGGAACUACAGCCGGGUUAUUAUUGGGUAUAAUACAAGAUUCUUUAAUAUAUGCAAGGCUGGGGCAUGUAUGGUACAUUGAUGAGUACAAACGUCGAUUAAAGUGA